Drosophila obscura is the source of this 2663-nucleotide messenger RNA. It is a transcript of the gene meng, whose product is annotated as serine/threonine-protein kinase meng-po. The transcript has 2 exons. Gene Ontology annotation, molecular function: protein serine/threonine kinase activity; ATP binding. Gene Ontology annotation, biological process: peptidyl-threonine phosphorylation; peptidyl-serine phosphorylation. The coding region runs from base 639 to 2009 and encodes 456 amino acids. The record is from RefSeq and is a predicted model, not a curated record. NCBI's taxonomy places the organism in Eukaryota, Metazoa, Arthropoda, Insecta, Diptera, Drosophilidae.
AAGCUCUUGGCGUCAGCGAAAACAUUUAUAACGGAAAACUCCUGGCGUGUGGACGUGUUUAGACGUGUCGUGGCCUCUGAUUUUUGUCGCGCCUUUCGCCUGCUCUGCUUGCGUCUUUAGUGUAUUAUUCAGAUUCGUAUUAUUCUUUCUGCCGAGUGCUGUCCCCCGUAUAUCACUGCUUGACGCGCACUCCCACCAUACGACCAUACGACCACUUAGUAUUCCAUUCGCGAAAAAUAAUAAGAAACAAAAUGAAAUAAAAUAAAAAGAAAUUCAAACAAAACAAAAAACAAAAACAAAAGAUAUAUCCCUCCCAUUCAUCUUGUUGCCAAAUUACGGGUACAUUGUAGUUCUAAUUGUGAAGCAACCUUGAAAUUUUCUAAGCACGCUGGAAGUUGCAUAAAAAACAACAAACACAAAUUAUUAAGUGGCGUCUUUUGGACAAUUGCAAUGUGACUUUCGAAGUGUAAACGAAGCUUUGUUGUAGUUUUGUUUGCCAAAAAGAGAAUCAGGUGAAUACCGUCGCGACUAAAAGGUUGUAUUCAAUCGAAUACCCCCAUACUGAAAAAAUACCACAGAGGACUGCGAGUUCUAUUUUGGAUUAGAUUACUGAUCUAAAGGAUUUAAGAAGCACAGAAAUGGGCACUAUCGAGAAACGUUCAUUUUCCUUCCGCCUGCGCCGCUCCUUUGGCGAUGGAGGCAGCACCAAUAGUCGCAACAGCAACAACAACAGCAGCACCUGCACCAAUCACAACAACCAGAAGCGAUGCAGCACCCCCUUGACACCCACCAGCACCAGUACGGGACGGCUGGAGGUGCCCGGAGCUGCGUCCGUGAGCCGUCGGAGCAGCAUCUACAAGAAGCCGGACAAGAAUGAUGGCGGACAGAUCCAUUUGAUACCGGAUGUGGAGCUGCCGCUGAUGACGUUCGCCGAUCAGUACAACAUUGAGAAGACACUGGCGGAGGGAUGUUUCGCCAAGAUCCUGCUGUGCCGCCACAGGCCCACCAAUACGCUGGUGGCCCUGAAGGCAGUCCAUGCGGAAUUGACCACGAUCAAGGAGUUCCAGAAGGAGUUCCACUACAACUACGAGCUGUCGCACCAUCACCACAUCCUGAGCGCAUACACGGUGGCCUUCCAGACCAUGGACUACUACGUGUUUGCGAUGGAGCAUGCCCCGUACGGGGAUCUGGCCUCGAACAUCGGACCCAAUGGCCUGCAUGAGAAUGCCUGCAAGUUAAUAUCCGAGCAGUUGAGCUCGGCCCUGGGCUUUAUGCACUCGAAGAAUCUGGUGCAUCGCGAUCUGAAGAUCGAGAAUAUUCUGGUGUUUACGCCGGACUUUACCAGGGUGAAGCUGUGCGACUUUGGGGCCACCACCAAGAAGGGUCUGCUGGUGCACAAGGUGAAGCACACGUGGACCAGCUGUGUGCCGCCGGAGCAGCUGGAGCUGAUCAAGAACGAGCGCUUCCAGUGCCUGCCCAUCAGCGAUUCCUGGCAGUUUGGCAUCUUGCUGUACAACAUCCUCACCGGCAAUCCCCCCUGGCAGUCCGCGGACUGGGUCAAGGAUCAGUCCUAUGCCAACUUCAUGAAGUACGAGCAGCGCAAGACGACCAAAGUGCCGGACAGUUUCCGUCGAUUUUCGCCCCGUUUGAUGCGCUGCUUUCGCAAGUAUCUUAGCCACGAUCCGGAGGAUCGCUGCAAGAUCACCGAAGUGACCAAAUACAUGAAGGACCGCUGGGUUGAGUGCCGCAUCUCUACCUCCAAGUCAGCCACCCUCAUCUCGCCCACCCACCACGACCAGGACUCAUGCAUCUAUCUGAACCAGCGCGAGGGCCGACUCUCGGGCGAUGAGAACAAAAUCAGAUUCAAGCGCAUGAUGUCCAGCUAUGGCCUGGACAUACCCAUCGAUCCGACCAUGGUUCGACGGCGGGUCUGGGACUGGCUAUCCACCUGCGAUGCCAGCUUUGAUCCAGAUGUCGAGAGCUUGCAUGGGCUGGAUAUGAUUCAUUAGAGAGAGCUCUGCCAUUGAGAGAGCUUCUUAUAUCUAAUAUAAUCCUCUGCGGAACUGUUUGAAUUUGUAGAUCUAUGAGAUCGUAUUUGAUAUAACUAAAAAUAUUUAUAAAUGUUAGCGAAAUUUGCUAUAGGUAUUUAAUUUAGUAUGAAUUAAUGUACGGUUAAGGAAACCCAGCAAAAAACAAACAAAAAACACGUCAACGGAUUACUUUCCACUAGUGUUACCUUUCUAGUCUUCCGCCACGAUGAUUUUCUUCGAUAUAUUCUAUAUAUAUGUAUGAUGUGUGAUUUACGCGUUACUUACUUUAUAUAUACGAUACAUAUACGGUACGAUACCAACUAAUGCAAUUAUUUAGAUCUAGAAUUUAUAUAUGUAUACAUACUCCGAUAUUUGUAGAGAGCAACUAAGGGAUGACCAAUUACUAGACGUUUAAGUUUUGUUGUAUAUUUGUAGUAGAUAAUCUUAAUGUCUAUCUGUAAUCUGUAACUCUCUACCCAGACGAUACGAUAUAUCCAUAGUCCUUCUAUGUGUAUCAUCGAAAUUUUGUAUAUAUUCUCCUACGAUUGCAUACGACUUUACUAUAAAUUAUAUUGAUAUCCUAUGUAUACCAUAUACCAUAAAAAAAAAACUGCAACAAAUAUAGAACCUUAA